Messenger RNA from Triplophysa rosa, 2133 nucleotides. It is a transcript of the gene xkrx, whose product is annotated as XK related X-linked. NCBI's taxonomy places the organism in Eukaryota, Metazoa, Chordata, Actinopteri, Cypriniformes, Nemacheilidae. The transcript is spliced from 3 exons. Gene Ontology annotation, cellular component: membrane. The record is from RefSeq and is a predicted model, not a curated record. Bases 1 to 1419 code for a protein of 472 amino acids.
AUGGAAAACAACAAUACGAACGAUCACGACAUCACGGAGGUGGCGGCGCAGCAGCAGUCCGCCGUGAACGAGAACGGUUUCAUGACGGUGAUCAACCACAGCAGGAUCCGGCCACCCUUUAGCGUGGUGUGUACGACAGUCCUGUACUGCGCGGAGUUCAUCUGCGCUGCGGUGCUCUGCAGUUUAUACCACAAGACUGACGACGUCGUGUGGAUGGGACUGAGCAUCACAUUCAUGCUGGUGCCGUCGGUGCUGACCCAGCUCACCCUGACGUUUGUGCACCGAGAUCUCGGAAAAGACCGGCCGCUUGUGCUCUUCAUGCAUCUGCUUCAGAUGGGGCCUAUCAUAAGGUGCAUUGAAGCUCUGAUUGUUUACUAUCAGGCAGGUAGGAAAGAGGAGCCAUACGUCACCAUUUCAAGAAAGAUCAAGCUAAAGCACGGGAGAGGUUUGGGCCCAGCUUUAGAAUGGGAGAUCGGACACUCCGAACGCAAGUUAGCCAUCCACCGCAAUGCCUUCAAACGCACAGCUGUCAUUCAGGCCUUCCUGGGGUCCACCCCUCAGCUUACACUACAGCUCUAUGCCACCAUACAGGAAAAAUACAUUAUUCCUGCACGAUUCGCUCUGAUGAUCAUAUCCUUGAUAUCCAUCACAUACGGGGCAUUAGUGUGCAGUGUGCUGGCCAUACAGAUCAAAUAUGACGACUACAAAGUGAGAAUGAAACCCAUUGCCUACCUGUGCAUGAUCCUCUGGAGAGGGUUAGAGAUCGCCACACGGAUCACCACCCUUGUGCUCUUCAGCACAGUGUUUACACACUGGGUGGUCCUAGUGGGCCUGGUCAACCUGUUCGUCUUCUUUUUCCAACCCUGGGUGGAGUUCUGGGCCAGGAGGGCAUCGUUGCCUGAGAACGUAGAGACGAACUUCAGCAAGCUGGGCACCACUGUGGUCCUCUGCAUGGUCACGUUUCUUUAUGCCUGCAUCAAUAUUUUCUGUUGGUCGGCCGUGCAGCUGGACCUCGCAGACCAUGACCUUGUAGAGAAACAGCCCCGCUGGAGACGCCUGGCUAUUUACUACACCCUGCGUUUUGUGGAGAACGUGAGUCUCAUCAUCUUGUGGUACCACUUCAAAACAGACUUCUAUGAAUACGUGUGCACGCCGUUGCUUGUGGUGCAACUCAUCGUGUGCUAUAGCCUAGCCGUGCUUUUCAUGCUCGUCUUCCAUCAGUUUUGCCAUCCAUGCCGCAGACUCUUCCAUUACAACGUCGAGGACUGUCUACAAUGUGCGUGCUGCUGGAAGAAAAGGCAAUCGCUGCCACCUACCGACCCUGAAGUUGCUUCUCAGGAUCCGGCCCCUCCUGACCUCACUAGCUAUCUAACGGAAAGAGAGACCGAUAUUGUGGAUGAUAUUUUGGAUGCAGCAUGAAAUGUGUGUUGUUAUGUUCCCGCAGCGCUGUUUUGGUCCAUGCUAGGCGUAUUUGCACAUAUCCUGACUCAGGAGUAUCAUAGUGACUCUCUACUGUACUUUGUGAAGAAACAGUUGAUUUUAUAAGGUCCUAAAAGCUUCAGGAAUCUUUUAUGUAGUUUGGAAACCUCCUCAAGGAGAAAUGUAACAGUGGUGUAGAGAGAGUAGCUCAUCAAUUAUUAAUUGCGGAGCGCUGAUCCGAAGUCCAAAGAAUGUGUUCUGUUGAUGAUGUUUCACAAAGGCUGGCUUUAGUGGACAGUUGCAUGGCCAGUCUGCAGACCAGGUGUGUGGGAAAUGUGCCAAGCGUGCCUAGCUGAAAGAAGCUAUUUUUGGCUCCCGUUUCACUACUCCUUUUAGGGGAAAACAUGACUUGAAAAGCCGGAAAGCCUUUCAAGUUUUUCUGAAUUUGCCUCGAGACCCAUGUUUUUUUAUUUUUAAUUGGAAGAGCCGCCUUUAACUUACUAACUGAACUGUGGAAUGCUUUUGCCUUAAUAUUGUGAGACAUUUUGCCUAAAUAGAAUAUUAAAGUAAACAGUGCUCUGUGUUAACUGUGUUAACUUUCAACUGUAAAAAAAAGUCUGGUUUAUUUUGUAUGGGAAUAUGUUUACCUGUGUUUUUGAGUUGUGUUUCUUUACCACUGAUUUGCAAUAUAUGAAUAAAAGCAAAAUUUACAUU